This is a messenger RNA of Cylicostephanus goldi, 825 nucleotides long. The record is from the annotation of a GenBank genome assembly. NCBI's taxonomy places the organism in Eukaryota, Metazoa, Nematoda, Chromadorea, Rhabditida, Strongylidae.
CUCGUUAAUAACCAUGGGUUGGGGGCUGUAUGGAUGUCCGAACAAAUGGCACUUGAGGUGACUUCAUGUGACGAAAGUUUCUACUUUCUUGCUGCUUUCCGCGGCCCAGUUUUUGAGCAUCUUAGUAGACUGGGAGUAAACUUAUAUGGAGCUCAUGCGGUCCGCCGUACCUUAGAGAUUGGUGGCGCUUUACCAAGAUGGGACUUUCCUGUAUAUUCCCUCAACCUCAGUGGAGCUUGCGUUUGUUUCACGGGGUUACCUUUGGAGAAGCGGGACGAACUGAAAGCAAAAAUCAAUUACAUGAACGGCAUUGUAUCUCCCGGUUUGACUGAGAAAGUAACCCAUCUUGUUACGGACUACUGUGAUACUCAAUCCAAAAAGUAUACGGUGAGGACAUUUGCUGUUGCGGUACCAAUUCUCUUAUCGUGUAAGCUUUGUAUCACGGCGUUUUCUAUGCAGGAGGCUCGAAGAAUGUGUUUACCGAUCAUGUCUCCACUAUGGAUAGAAAAAGCAUGGGAGGCUGCACAGAAGUUUUCCUCGGAAAAUUUUGCGUCGGCAGAGUUGACCCAGCGUUAUCGAACUCCUAUUUUCAACCAGAUGGUGAGUCUCGAAGGAUUUGAAUUGCGUUUCGAUUCAGUGGUCACAGCGACUGGUAUCGGAGGCGAUGAACGCAUUGAUAUUGCACGACUCGUUGAACUGAAUGGAGGUCGGUUCUCAGGAGAUAUGAAGAGAAAUGAAUGCACACAUCUGAUCGCAGACCAUAUGAGGGGAACCAAAUAUAAGAAGGUACAAUUGUCGAUACGGCAUGUCUGCCGGUUUACAUAA